Boeremia exigua is the source of this 3231-nucleotide messenger RNA. Its product is annotated as type I 3-dehydroquinase-domain-containing protein. The record is from RefSeq and is a predicted model, not a curated record. The coding region runs from base 408 to 3089 and encodes 893 amino acids. Gene Ontology annotation, molecular function: 3-dehydroquinate dehydratase activity; 3-phosphoshikimate 1-carboxyvinyltransferase activity; shikimate 3-dehydrogenase (NADP+) activity. Lineage: Eukaryota; Fungi; Ascomycota; Dothideomycetes; Pleosporales; Didymellaceae. Gene Ontology annotation, biological process: chorismate biosynthetic process. The transcript has 2 exons.
UGGAGAGCUGUGAGUUGCGUGUCUGGGGAAGGAACGAGUGCGGGGAAGAACUCUCAUCCGAUGCGCGUCGGCGACGGCUGCUCCUCCACCAAGCCUCGAACUUCGCUUCCACACCGCACCUUGUGCCAUGGCAGUGCUAGCACCAGUGCCUGUCACACCUGCAAUUCCGAAGCUGUUUCCCAACUCACCAGAUUGAAGAGCUCUCCACCAAACUUAGACGACAUUACUGCUCGAUUCAGAUGUUGCGUGCAGCACGUUCCCUUUAGCCGGCCAGCAGAUUGCGCGUAAAAGAAACACCGAGGGUUUACUGCUGUCAGCCACAGCACACGACAGCCUCCAUAUUCCAGAAGCUCUCAUACUCCCAGAAGGACACUCUCUAGGAGGAGUUGGGCGCCCCGGAUCUUGCCAUGGCAUCUGCAGCAGUAGGAACGAAGCGGUCCUUCGCCGCCAUGAGCGAGGACAGCCACUCACCCACAAGUGCGCUGUCGACCUUGCAUGAUGUAAACCUGCCUGGGGGCCUCUAUGCGCGCCAAAGAGUCAAGCCCAACCUUGAAGACUCGCUAACAUCCAUGACUUCCAGCGCCCGCUCCACUCCACGACAAACACCGGUUCCAACUUCUCCGCCGAACGAAACACGUCGCUUGUUUGAGCCAGAUGCAUCCAUUGUCCUCAUUGGAAUGCGUGGUACGGGCAAGUCGACACUGGCAGUCAUAGCGUCUAUGGCGUGUCGACGCCGCGUGGUCGACAUUGACGAUCUUUUCCAAGAAGCGACAGGCUUCUCUGCUGCCAAAUAUCGAAAGCAAUUUGGCGCCUCGAAUCACAAUCUACGACAAGAAGAGCUCUUGCGAACUGCUCUCCGAAUACACGACAAGGGCGCAAUUGUUGUCUGCAAUGGUGGUUCGUUAGAAAGAAAUGGGCAGUUAUUUAUGCAGGAAUUUGCUGAGACACAUCCUAUCAUUCACAUCGUGCGGGACCUGCACAGCAUACACGAAUACCUUGGAGGAGUUGAGCUCCGCAGGUUAAGGGACAUGUUGGCAUUCAGUGCGCCUAUUCUUCGGCGUUGCUCGAAUUAUGAGUUCUGCAAUAUCUCUGAACAUGCGCCGGCUCGGUCCGGCACACCAUCAGACCAACCUAUUGCACCGGCAUUCCUUACCCUCAAACGUGCUCAACGUACUUUUCUGAAGUUUCUGUCCCUCAUCUUGACACGCGACACGGCAGACGGGCCUGUAGGCAACGCAAACCCUCCCUUGGAACCGGGGUAUCCGUUGUCAGAUGUGGCCACUGAGCUGAGAAAGUACACUUGCGCGGUUCAAGUACCGCUAUCAGAUCUGCUAGCGGAAGAUGUGGACAUUCAGAAGCUCGAGUACGGCUCUGAUGCCUUUGAGGUGGUGGUUGACCCAACAGAACUCGACCCCCAUAGCCAGCGACUCCGAACGAUACGAGCGGACGACAUCAGCAACUGUAUCUCGAAGAUACGUCGCAGUACUGUUGUGCCCAUUAUCUACCAUGUGCUACCUUCAGCAUCAAAAGACUACAGCCGACCAUCGUACCUUGAGCACGUUCGCCAUGGUUUACGAAUGGCGCCUGAAUUCAUAACCGUGGAUUUGUCGAUUGGUGCGGAAACGGUGGUCGAGCUGAUCGCUUCUCGAGGCAGGUCGAAGGUCAUCGGACAUUUACACGCAGAUAAGAGUUGGGACCAUCGCUCAUGGGGCAACUAUUAUGAGACUGCGGUCCGACUAGGUUGCGACGUCGUGCGAUUCACGCGCCCAGCCAGGUCUGUGGACGAUGACGCUUCUGUGCACCAUCUGAUGUCGAAAAUCUACGCCAGGAAUAGUACGGUCCCGCUGAUCCGCCACAACAUAGGACGAGCGGGACGUCGUUCAGCCUGUCUCAACAAGCACCUCACAUCCGUCAUACCAGAAUCAGUCCGCGACAAGGCUGACUUCGGAGCAAAGUGCGAACGCAAUCCAGAGACUUCUUGGCUCACUGCUCGAGAAGUCACACAAGCACUCUAUUCAACUUUCACCUUCGAUGUGAUGAAGAUUCAUCUUAUCGGUGCAAGAACCCAAUACAGCUUAUCGCCAGCUAUGCACAAUGCCGGCUACGCUGCUUGCGGCAUGCCCCAUGAGUUCAAAUGCGUUCAGACGUCGACUCUGAAGAGCCUGCAAGACUUUGUGCACGACCCAAACUUUGGUGGAUGCAUUGUUAUCCAACCUUUCAAGAUUGAAGUGAUCUCGCUGGCGGACUCACUAAGCCAGCACGCUCGAGCUAUUGGCGCUGUCAAUACACUGAUUCCUGUUCGACAUCUGAACGGCGACGGCAGUGUACCUGGUGACCUAGAGCUUUUUCAGGAGCGCUGUCAAUCAGGAGCUGUGCAAGCACUUCACGGAGACAACACUGAAUGGAUUGGCAUUAGAUCGUGUAUCCGUAGAGGGCUGUCUCCUGCGAACGCGGUGCGACCUACAACGUGCGCUUUAGUCGUGGGCGCAGGUGGCAUGGCUCGAAGCUCAGUGUACGCACUGCUACAGCUGGGCGUGAAGAACAUUGUCGUUUUCAACCGAACACUAGAGAAAGCAGAGGAUCUAGUAGCCCAUUUUACGCGGCUUGUCUCGUCCUCGGCUGGAGCCAGCCUAGUUCCAUCGGCCACGGUGCAGGGUUCCCGUCCAAUGUUCCACACGAUGAAGUCUCGAGACGACGCCUGGCCAGAAGGAUUUCGUCUACCGACGAUCAUACUCUCAUGCAUACCAGCCGAUCCAAUAGAUGACAACCCUGCACCACACUUCACACUGCCAGAAGAGUGGCUGAGAAGUUCAACAGGAGGGGUGGUGAUGGAGCUCGCAUACAGAACACUCAACACCCCUCUGAUGAACCAAAUACGAGAUGAGCCUUCGAGAUUAUGGACUUUCAUGGACGGACUCGACUGGCUCCCAGAGCAGGCGUUUGCGCAGUUUGAGCUGUUUACAGGAAAGCGAGCACCCCGGCGAAUUAUGCGAGAGGUGGUACUGCAGGCUUGGAGGGACGAGCACGGCAACGCUGACCCUGAGAUGGUGGAGAGAAGGAUGAAAGCAAUUGACGACCAGGAGCCAUGAGAUGAUACCACGAACCAAUACAAACAGAAUUUUCAACUGAUGUACAGAGAGUCCAAACCGGUGGUAGACAUUAUUCAUGCAUGGGUGUGUGGUGGUGUGGUGGUUGUCCAGGACUAGUGCGCAUCCCUGCGGGCGAUCGCUG